Chilo suppressalis (striped riceborer) is the source of this 3904-nucleotide messenger RNA. Lineage: Eukaryota; Metazoa; Arthropoda; Insecta; Lepidoptera; Crambidae. The record is from the annotation of a GenBank genome assembly.
AUUAAAUGUUCUUUUUUAAACGCGGUAAGUUUAUUAUUACUUUUUUUAAUACUACUUACAUUAAAUCUUGAGCAAAUUUAUCUAGAAAAAAUCCAUUCGGUCCAGGUUUCAGACGGGAUUUUUUUCCAGUAUAAUUUUCUUUACAUUUAAAAAUCUAGCAGUUAAAUGUUUAAAGUGAAAAUAUAAUAAUCGAAUUAAUUAUGUAUAAGUAAGUAAUUUUAACAACAAUAAAUUACCGUCCUUCUAUUUAUGUUACAUAACGUUUUCAUUGGCAUUAUGAGAUAUAUUUAUUAUUUAUGUAGUACACUUACUUUUUGUUUAUGUAAAUAUUUAUUUGUAUUUAUUUAUACGUUACUUAAACGGCGGGUGAUGAGGUGAGGAUCCGGCUUUUGCAAUAGUGUCACCGAUAAUGAUAAACCCUAAAAGACGUGUAAAACGAAAAGGAAACCGUUAACGCAAAAUCUUAGUAGCGACUAUAAAAUAGUGUCUAGUUAUUAUUAACAUAAAUAAAGUACCCACUUAAUAUCGUACUGGCCUUUGCCCACUUGUUAAUCUUCGUGGAUUUCUAAAGCACACGAGGAACUUUCCAAUAUAUACUUCCGGACACUUCAAUGGGCCCACUUUGUUACAUUAUAAGUUAUAACGGUCUGUAGCAAAAUAAUAAUAAUAAUAUAUUAAAAAUAAUUUUAAUAAAUCAGCUUCAAAACUACGUAAAAGCUUUUGUUCAAUGAAACAUUUAUUUUUAGCUAGGGACUGUCAACAUUUAUAAUAUAAUGGUGCGCCGAUAGUCCGGAAAUGUAUUAUAUGUUUUUCUUUGUGAUAUUCCAUUACUUACGAGUUUCUGGUAGGAAAACUUCUGUCUCCAAAUUUGAAAGGUUUUAAACAAUAUUAAGGAGGUACUUCCCAUGUUCUUGGCUAUUGUUAGUAUAACCAAAAAUGUACAUACCUCCUAAACGAUCCAUGAUCGUUUAGGCGUAGUCACGGCCAAGUGCUCAUAAAGUGGCCAGCUACACAUAAAUGGUGCUCGGAAAUCGUAAGAUUCGCGUAAUAGAAGUAAACCCUAAAUAAAUUAGAAUUUUCAGUUAAAUAUGUCAUGACAAUUUGAAAGGAAAUCCUGCAUAAUUUUAUUUUAGAUUUAGAUAAUGUGUUUCAAAUACGAAAAGCGGUUCCCCUUUUACAUUCUUGAAUUAUGCAUGAUCUUAUGUAUAGGUAAGUACCUACGUUAGGUACAAUAUCUAACCCACCUAUAAUAAUUUCUGGUGAAAUAUCUAAUCUACCUAUCAAAAUUUACAUAUAUCAUGUUCUAGAACCGAAAGAAAGCAGAAUGCGCCAGCCAGAAAGAACCAUUAAAUAGACAGCGCAGCAUCAAAACUUUUAGCCGAAGAGCCCGAAUACUUUUAGCAUUUUCUCGAAUUGGCUAUUUAGAGGACCAAAUAAAUUAUUAAAUACCUAACAUAGCAUCUAGUGCGGUACCUUUGAUGCUCUGCCACAUAAUAUCAGUGAAAUGUGGUGGGAAAUAGAAGUUUUAUUGUUUUUAUUUUAUUUUGUUUUCUUGAUUUAUUAUUAUUAAUUAGACACUUCAUGCUUCAAAACUGCUAGAUUCAUAAGCCUAAAUGAACACUCGCGUGCAAUAAAUGCGGGUCAGUCAGUUCUAUUUCUAUAAUCAGCUAAGCGAAUAUGAUUUUUUUAUUAGUCACAAUGUCACAUGAAAUUAUUUAUUUAAACGGGCUGACCGUUUAAAUAAAUAAUUUCACGUGACAUUUUGACAGCAGAUGUAAAAAAAAUAAUUCAGAUAAAUAGUAUACAAAUCAUUACUUUUAUAAUUACAGAACACAACAAUUACUAUGACAUUUAACCCGUCCAUUUACACUGCUCUUGAGUGUAAUGUGACAAAUUCGAUUACAGUACCUACAGUACAGAGCGAACACGUGGUUUGUAUGUGAUUGUGACUAUUUGUGACCGCUCUUAUUGGAUCGAACAUUGCCCGUCCUUAUUUGGUUCGCCCAAUGUUUACCGAGUGCAAAAUAUCGAAUAUUGAUAACAACCAAGUAGUUGUGUUUUUUGUUUGAUAAUUACUUAUAGAAUAAUUAUUAUUAUAUAAUAUACCUAUUAUCUCAUGAAAAUACUCAUAGAUAGCUCUUCGCCAAUUCGAUAUUGGCAAAAACAUUAAAAUAGAACAACCACAUUUCUGAAGUACACUUAAGACACUUAACAGCAUUAGGAGUCUUAUGUCAACAGGUAUCAACCCAAAUACAUAGUAAACAGCGACUCACAUUUUCAUAUUUGGCCUUAACCAGAUCGUUGUUCAACCUUUUUGGAGGGGCUGUACUGUACAAUAACAGAUGUAAAGUUACUAAUAAUAGUGCUGUGCUAUAUCAAAUUAGUGGUUAUUAGCGGUAUUGCUACCGCUAAUAGCCUAAUAACUACUAUAACGUUAGUGACCAUGAACGUUUUAUAUCAAAGUAGACUCAGUGUUAGUAGACCUGUGGGGGCAGGUGGCAUGGUAGUCGACAUCAAGCGAGUCGGGAGAACCCAUUGGAUACGGAAAGCGCAGGACCCUUGUGUUUGGAAAUCCCUAGAGGAGAACUAACCAUGGAGUUGGUGUCGUUUGCAAAGGAGAUGCUGCAGAGUGGGGCAGAGCACGCGGCUAGUUACCGCCUAGGGCAGACCGCUUUGAGGCACCUGGACCGCGCGCUGUGGGUCGUCGAGAAGUGCGCCCGUUGGGCAGUUCCUCCACCGCUGGACCAAGAAGACAGGCCACAGCCAGAACUGGUGCGCCCGCUGCCGUGGAUUUUCUUCCUUGCGUUGCUUAUAACAUUGCGAGUGACGCGUGAGUCGAUAUCGCUCAUCAACUUAGUCAUGGGGAAGCCGCCACUACGAUCAGCUGAUGUGGUGAUGUACAUACAAAGCAAGCGGCGGUACUUGCGAACCCUCAAGUACCAGGGUAACCGAAUGAUGCGAGCACGCAGUUCCACUGGUGAUUCCCAACACAGCACUUGGUAUAGUCGCCUAAAGGCAUUACUCGAACCAACGAUGUGCUUCCGUUCUACGCACAACUACGGGAACAACAACACCACGCGGCUCAGCAACAACGACGAGGUGUUGGUAGUGAAGCGCAGUAAGCGCGGGCGACAGGCGGUAGCGGGGGCGGGCGCGGUAGUGGGUUCGGGCGCGAGCGCGGAUUCCACUAUGGACCGGCUAAUAGAGCGGAUGAUGCAAGACCUAGAUGCGGACUCGGAUGAUGAUUCUAGUUUCACGCUAACAAAAGCGAGCACCAGGAGCGACCAAUCUGACUCGACCGAGUCUGACCAGGACACCAUUAUGCACCAGGACGCGUCCACGCCACGCAAAUCCAAAAUGUCAGACUCCGAUAGCAGUAUAGCGUCUGAUCAAGCCGAAUCGUCCACCCCCGAGAAGAUCCAAUUGCCUGCACCAGAAAACGCCUUGGAAAAAGAAAAGGGAAACGAUAUCAAAGAAAACGAAAGACAAGAUGUGCCAGAAAAACAAAUAGGCAAUGAAAUCUCUGAAAAACCAGUGAGCAAUGAGAUCGCAGAAAAACAAGUGAAUAACGACACAGGCGGUGAUGAACAAGGGAGCAGCGAUGAGACCAAAAUUGUACAACCGUUAGUAACAAAAGAAGAUGAGGCGUUACAAUCGACCGUAAUAACUCCAUCGCGAUCACCGAAAGAGGAUACGCAAACAUUACUCCAAAGCGAGAGGGGAUCAUUGUUACAACACUCGCCCAAUAGCCAGCGGAGAAAUGCGAAUGGACAAAUUCCAAACUAUGCCAGCAAUAAGAAAGGUUUGAACAUCGAUCGGAGGGGAUUAGAUCCAAGUAACAUGUCAAUGUGAAGAAAACAGAUAAUUACAACCCAAAAACCCCUAAGAAAACCUUUGUACUGGC